Messenger RNA from Melanaphis sacchari, 1440 nucleotides. RefSeq lists its product as uncharacterized. Gene Ontology annotation, biological process: sensory perception of taste. Gene Ontology annotation, cellular component: membrane. The record is from RefSeq and is a predicted model, not a curated record. Lineage: Eukaryota; Metazoa; Arthropoda; Insecta; Hemiptera; Aphididae. The transcript is spliced from 5 exons. Bases 1 to 1440 code for a protein of 479 amino acids.
AUGAAAAUCGAUAAGCGCGCUGACGAUGUCAACGACGACGUCUGUUACGGGUACAUGCGUUUGACACACACAUUGGCAGUAUGCUGUGGAUUACCCAUCACUCGCAGGCGAACCGACGGUGUCGGCGAACACUACGAUGGAGACUCGGACGAAGUACGAGCUACCAACGGUAUUACCAUAUCGUUACGGCUGGACAUAUCGUUACAAAAAACUGUCCAACGUCGACGUCGAUUAGAAAACAAAGUGACCAUAGUAAAAACUAUAAAUAAUUUAUUGUCUCCUCGGUUUUUCGAGCCCACAGGACACAAGUACGCGUUCGACUGGCGCGUCGUGCACGUGUGGCUGGCGUACGCGACCCUGGACGCGUUUAUCAUAUACUACAACUACCUGGAAGCUUCCGGUUACGUCGGCGCGUCGUUCCGGAAGUGUUUCGAGGAGUCGUACUGCUUCGCGGUCAUCGAGCUGGCCAACCGGAACCUGGGCCCGUUCUCGACGUUGGCGUGCGCCAUGUUCUACGGGCGCCGGCACAAGGCGGCCGCGCUCGCCGGCACGGAGCGCGUGCUGGCGUUCAUCCGGGAAACGGACCGGGACGCGGCCGCGCUGCUGUCGCCGGCCGCCAAGUACUACUCGGCCGCGAUGAUCGUCGCGUACUCGGCGCUCAUAUGGAUGUACACGGCGGCCGUACCGGUGACCGUCAUAUUUUUGUACAGCGCCAACGCGCUGAGCCAGAUAGCCGUCUACAGCCUGGCCACGUUCCAGUACUACGUGCUGGGCCACGGUUACGCGCGCAUCGGCCAGCUGCUCGAGUCGGACGCGGCGGGCCGGGACGCGCGCCGGUCGCUGGCCGCGCGCGUGGCCCGCCUGGCCCGGGUGUCCGACGAGUUUGGCCGGCAGGCGGGCCACCUGAAUCGGGCGUACUCGGCGGCCCUGUUGCUCAAGUGGCCGUACACCGUCGUCCGCAUCACCAUGGUCGUUUUCCGCAUCAUCGAGCUGUGGGCCGCCGCGCAGAGCAGCCUCCCGUUCGCCCGCGUGGCCGCCGUACUCGUCGUCGAGCACGUGGGCGAGAUAUUCCUGUUCCUGGUCCAACUGUCGUAUUUCUGUUACGCGGGCGCCCGUCUGUCCAGUCAGGCACGUGCGUUUUUGUUCGUAGACCUUAUACUCGGUGUUCGCGCAAGUUGGCUAACAGGACUGCAGCGAGCUUACAAAAAUUUAAACUUCAACAUAGAUCUCACAUGGACUUGGAUCUUAAAAAAAACGAUUAACAUUUUUUGGAUACAAUUAAAUGCUAGGAAAAUAAAUUCAACAAUUGGAGGAUUUUUUAUUGUUAAUAUGGACCUAAUGAAAGCUAUAUGCGGUGUCAUUGCAACAUAUUUCCUAGUACUAAUUCAAUUCAAAAGUCAAAAAGGAAAAUCCAAACCUUUGUAUCACAUUUGGAAUUAG